AUGCCCUCAUAUAGGGAUUACGUCGCAUCCCGGAGCCGAAUGAACCCCUGUCUAACCACUCUGGUCAAGCACUUGGACCGUGAGUCAGGCAGCGGAUACUCGGCGGUCGUGUUAGACUAUCCUCAAAAGGGCGGGCCACGGGUUGAGCGUCUGGGAGCUGCCGCCGCAGCCUGUAUUAGCCAAUUCCUCCGGACUCCUGCAACGAUUCAUGGACGAAUCCUGUUCGUCGAGAAUAUACAACCUCGCACGAUCGGCCUCCUCGGCGAGUCGCUUGAUAUCGACCCCGUCUUCUUCGCCAACCAUAUCUCCACACACUUUGAGGAUAUCGAGAAAGCGCAGCCACCACCUUAUCUCUCUUUGUUUCCAUCACGGAUUGUCGAGAAUAAUCACCUUCACAUCCAUUGCCAACGAGUUAUAGAUUUGGGAAGUGCAGAUGAGUUCUCAGGCUCCGCUUAUGCUUUCCGAACAAACUCAAACGUUCCUCGAAAUGUCCGGCUCUUGCCCCCAUUAUCAGGUCGGCAGCUUGGGCUUGCCCGGACGUGUUGCUCCGUUCUCCUGAAGAGGUUCAAUAAUUCGUGGAUAUGCCUGAUAAUUGUGGACCCACCUCCGGAGAUCCUGGUUGAGAUACCGAAUUCGGAACAACCGGGGACGAUCCUUGGCGUCGGCUUACAUGGAGGUUUUGAAGACUUUGCGCGACCGAUGCCUUUCUCAACGUACAAGACAACAGGCUGUAACGCGUGGAAGAAGAACUCGAUGAUGGAUAGCUUGCUCCAUUACUUCCGCAGCAACCCUCCAGGAUUCACCCCAAGCCAGCCAAGCAUUCUGAGCCUCGGCUACUAUCCCAUGCGUAUCGGCCUCGCGGAGUGGAUGCUCUAUGCGAAUUUAAUGAGCCGCUACGUCAAGUACUACGAAUACGCCCUCCAUGACGUCCGGGGCCAACUGGAUGGCAAUGACAUCGCCGACCUCCAGCGCUGGCGGCGCCGAAGCAAACAAAGCUUGGACAAGCUGGCGCUUCUCAACAGCUUUAUCGACCAUUGGGUGCAUGGGGAAGCGGAGCAGCAAUUAUGGGACACGGUACAGAAGGAUAUCCUCCACGUGCACUCCCAGUUAGCUUAUUUUGGCCAGUCUUUCGACCAGAUGGUCCUCGCGGCAACGUCGAUCGCGCGGAUGCUUGACUCCCGACGCUCGAUACUCGACGCUGCUAACAUCAAGAGGUUAUCUCACAUUGCGCUAGUAUUCGUGCCCCUGUCAUGGGUCGCCAGCCUGUUUAGCAUGUCUGAUGUCUAUGCUCCUGGAAGCGGCCGGUUUUGGGUGUAUUUCGCCACUGCACUCCCAGUCCUCCUUCUAGUUCUGCUCCUCUCGGAUCUCCAUUCCGAAGGACGGCAUGCUAUGCGCGUCCCUCCCGAUGGCUGGUUCCCACCCUCCGCCCGUGCACGAGCCCCGCCCCGAGAGCUUCGGCCCUGGCACGGCCACGAGUGUCCCUUCCCGGAGGAGGUAUCGGGGAGGAACGGAAACCUGCACACGACCUGCGCCGCUUCUGGAACACAACCACCAGAACUCACCCGCAGGGAUGGACAUCCUCUUGGGUAUGGUGCGAAUUAG
This is a messenger RNA of Parascedosporium putredinis, 1602 nucleotides long. NCBI's taxonomy places the organism in Eukaryota, Fungi, Ascomycota, Sordariomycetes, Microascales, Microascaceae. The record is from the annotation of a GenBank genome assembly.